Colletotrichum higginsianum IMI 349063 is the source of this 666-nucleotide messenger RNA. Its product is annotated as Alpha/beta hydrolase. The transcript is spliced from 2 exons. The coding region runs from base 1 to 666 and encodes 221 amino acids. Gene Ontology annotation, molecular function: hydrolase activity. NCBI's taxonomy places the organism in Eukaryota, Fungi, Ascomycota, Sordariomycetes, Glomerellales, Glomerellaceae. The record is from RefSeq and is a predicted model, not a curated record.
AUGCACGACUGGAGUUGGCAGGUCCCCUUCCUUCUUGCCAACGGCUUGCGCGUAAUCUCUGUGGAUGGCCGCGGGCAAGGGAAAUCAUCAGCCCCACAGCCGACGCCGGAUAUCACCACCUGGCCCGGAGUGGAGAGGUCCGCCGAUCCGGACGUCGUCGACUACUACCCUCAGUCCAACGCGGAAGACAUGAUCGCUCUGCUUAAGAGCCUCGGAAUCACCAAGAACGUCAUCACCAUGGCACAUUCUCUCGGCGAGUGCACUGGGUAUUACAUUGCCACAACCCGCCCGGACCUUGUCAAGGCCUCCGUUGGCGUAGAUCCCCUCCACGCCUUCCCCAACGCUAUCCGCGAACGUGACGCCAGCUUCUUCACAGCACCGGGAGCCCAGGAAACCGCUCUAUCAACCCUCCUCGAGCACUUCGGCGCCUACUGCUAUACGCCCGCCUGCCCUGCCUGGCAGAAGACGUGGCACCUUCGGCGCAUGGCGCAGCUCGACAAGGCUGUGCUCUUCGCGCAGUGCUGGGGUGGAUGGGGCGACCCGGAGCACAGCUUGGGCAGGCAGGAGAACGCAGUGAAGGCUUUCGCAGGAAAACUCAAGUGUCCCCGUGUGACGUUUGGGUCCAACGACUGGAGACGAGGAGCUGGACGAGAUCGUGGUCAUUGA